Molecule: messenger RNA, 1752 nt
Organism: Neocloeon triangulifer
Lineage: Eukaryota; Metazoa; Arthropoda; Insecta; Ephemeroptera; Baetidae
Product: peptidyl-prolyl cis-trans isomerase G-like
Exons: 8
Coding region: 156-1553 (465 amino acids)
Biological process (GO): protein peptidyl-prolyl isomerization; protein folding
Cellular component (GO): intracellular membrane-bounded organelle
Molecular function (GO): peptidyl-prolyl cis-trans isomerase activity
Source: RefSeq, a predicted model, not a curated record
GGCUGUUUUUUGUUGGUAAACCUGAAGUAGCUGGCAAAAUGUUUUCUUCUCAAAAUUAAAGCUCUGAAACUUCGCCGGUUUCUCUGCGUUUUUUGAUCGCUUUUAAAAAAACAUACUGUUUUAAUCGGAAUUCUUCGAGUGAAGAGCUCAGCGACAUGUCCGCUGACGGCGAAAACGUUGUUUCGUCAACGGUCGGUGUGCGUCCACGAUGCUUCAUGGAUAUCUGCAUCGCUGGCCUGGACACAGGCCGAAUUGUCUUUGAGCUGUUCUCGGAUCGAUGUCCACGAACGGUGGAAAAUUUUCGCAGCUUGUGCACAGGCGAAAAAGGCAUUGGCAGCUUGGGCAAGCCAAUGCAAUACGAAGGCACCAUUUUCCACAGGGUCAUCAAGGAUUUUGUCGUCCAGGGUGGCGAUUUCACCGAGGGUGAUGGCUCUGGUGGCGAAUCGAUUUACGGUGGCACUUUCGAAGACGAGGAUUUGACGGGAAAGCAUGACAGGAAGUACUUGGUGAGCAUGGCCAACAGAGGAAGAAACACCAAUGGCUCCCAGUUUUUCAUAUUAACAGGACCGGCACCACAUUUAGAUGGUAUUCAUACAAUCUUCGGUCAUGUUGUAUCUGGUCAUGAAGUGAUUGAGAAAAUCAAUAAUCUGCCGGUUGACAAUAUAUUCAGACCGUUGCAAGACAUAAAGGUUACCAAAAGCGGAGAGUUGAUACUCAGACCAAAAAAGAAGAAAGAGAAGAAGGUCAGCAGCAGCAGCAGUGAAAGCAGCGAUUCUGAGAAGGAGACUGUCAGUAAGAAGAAAAAGAAAGAAAGACGCAAGAGUGCAAGGAGUGAUCCUGAGGAAGAUUCUGCAUUCAGAGAUGAGGCAGGUGUACCCCACCCCUUGGUCACCACCUUCAACAUUAAGAAGGAUGAAAUUCCGAGUGUGCCAUCCAACAGAUUUCUGUCUCGUCUUGUCGGCCGCAAUCCGGAAGUGAAAACAAACAUGGAAAGCAAGGCCACAAACAUACGAGGUCGCACUAAAAGCGGCAGGACAGUCAAGGGAAGAGGCAAUUUGCGUUACCGUACUCCAUCGCGCUCAAGAUCUAGAAGUAUCACUCCUCCUCACUGGCGUCAGGAACAAAGCAAAAAAAUUUCUUACAAGAAAUUUGAGGAAAUCGAGAAAAUCAAGAAGCAGCGUGAAGAUGAAAUACGCAGACGAGAAGAAGAAAGGCGUAAACGUCACGCUGAAAAGGAUAAAAGACCGCCUUUGCAAACUCAAAAUCAAGUGCCUGAAAAGAAAUCAUUUGACGAUGAGAAGGAAGAAGGAGAGUUGCGCGAAGAUGAUGAGAAAAAAGAUUCGCAAAGGAGCAGGAAUAAGUCGGAGAGGAAGCUCUCUGGUGACAAAAAGAGCUAUCGGGCUCGUAGGUCACGGUCGCCUAAACGCAAAAGAUCCCCAAACCGCAAGAAGCCGUCUCCACCAAGGCGUCGCAAGCGAUCUUCUUCAUCCAGUUCCAGUUCAUCGUCAUCAUCAUCCGACUCUUCUGUCGAUCGUAGACGUAAGAGGAAGUGAAAAUUUUCCACGACAUUUGUUCCACUAGAAGUAAAAAAGCCGCUUCAUAACAUAAUUUCACUUUACAUUGUUAGAUUUCAAGGUUCAUGUAUUUGUAAAAUUAAUCUAUUGUGUAUGUACAUGACUGUAUGUAAAUGAAUUAUGGAUGCUGAGUAAAUUCAAGUAAAUUUAUGAAAGAUACCAAUGAAAAAUACCUUUU